This is a messenger RNA of Alternaria viburni, 837 nucleotides long. RefSeq lists its product as uncharacterized. The transcript is spliced from 5 exons. Lineage: Eukaryota; Fungi; Ascomycota; Dothideomycetes; Pleosporales; Pleosporaceae. The record is from RefSeq and is a predicted model, not a curated record. Bases 1 to 837 code for a protein of 278 amino acids.
AUGGCAGACGGUGGCUAUGGUAUCACUUGGGACAAUGGCUCGCGACAGCCUAUGUAUGCGUAUCAGCUCGUGUACCCAUGGGCACUGUUCUUCGUCAAAGCCAGCAUCUUGGCCCUCUACCAUCGAAUCUUCACCCAAACCAAGUUUCGCUAUACCGUGUACGGUGUAGCCGCCUUUGUUGCUAUCCAGACAGUCGUUGUCACAUUUGUCAACGCCUUCGAGUGCGGAAGAGAGCCAUGGAGAGCCUGGUCCCCAACCUUUCCGAAAGGAUGUAACGAUCUGGCCAAGACAUAUAUCUCGAUGGCUUCGGUGAACAUCCUCACCGAUAUUUUCAUCCUGGUUAUGCCGAUGCGCGCUUUUGGGCAACUGAAACUUCAACGGACCAAGCGAUUUGCGCUCCUCGGUGUGUUCAUGGUCGGCGGCGUAGCGGUGAUCGCCUCUAUCGUUCGGCUGUACGCUCUCUAUUUGUACGCUGUAACGGAUGAUCCACCAUACGAUGAUGUGUUCAUCCUCUUGCUUUCGCAAAUCGAAGUAAACGCAGCUAUCAUAUCUGCUUCCGCCCCAGCGCUCCGACCUCUUCUUACCAAGGCAUUCAUGUCCUCAUCCCACAACUCAUCUGGCCAGUACCCAGUCUCUUACGGGCUCGGUGGGCCAAACUCAAAGAUGCUCAGCCGUACUGUUCGAACACGUUCAAGGGGACAUAUGGAGCUCUACUCGUUCAACGGAACAAAGAGAACUAGCAAGAUUCCAAAACACGGAUCGAAGAAGACUACUUGGGAGAUUCUAUACAUGGAGGGCAUGGUAGAAAUGGGGAAACCCAAGGUUAUGAUGGCGUGA